Molecule: messenger RNA, 759 nt
Organism: Brugia malayi
Lineage: Eukaryota; Metazoa; Nematoda; Chromadorea; Rhabditida; Onchocercidae
Gene: Bma-spr-2
Exons: 7
Coding region: 1-759 (252 amino acids)
Biological process (GO): nucleosome assembly
Cellular component (GO): chromatin; nucleus
Molecular function (GO): histone binding; chromatin binding
Source: RefSeq, a predicted model, not a curated record
AUGGGUGAGCCAGUGGCGAAGCGCUGCAAGACGGAUAACGAAACAAAUGGUGAUAGCUCGAAGGUGGGUGAUUACGAUGCUGCUACGCAAAAAAUUCUGGAACAAAUUGAUCAAGUGCAGAGUGAAAUAGAUUCCUUGAAUGAGAAGGCAAGCGAAGAAAUAUUGAAGGUUGAACAAAAAUAUAAUUCUCUUCGAAAGCCGUUUUUCGACAAGCGCAAUGAUCUUGUUCGAGACAUUCCAAAUUUCUGGGUCACCGCAUUUGUCAACCAUCCAAAUAUCAGUGCGAUAUUGGACGAAGAAGAAGAAGAAUGUUUACAUUAUCUUACCACAGUUGAGGUGGAAGAAUUUGAUGAUAUCAAGUCUGGAUAUAGGAUUAAAUUGACAUUUGAUGAGAAUCCGUUUUUUGAAAAUACUCAGCUUGUCAAGGAAUUUUUUCUCGGUGAUUUUGAACCGACAAGUACUACGACUGUCAUCAAAUGGAAGCCGGAUAAUGAUCUCUUAAAUAAAGUGAAAACCAAGAACCAGAGUAGUGGUGAUGCAACGCCAGCGCCACGUUCAUUUUUUGCUUGGCUAUCAGAUAAUCAGGAUCCAAGUAACGACGAGAUUGCAGAAUUAAUCAAAGACGAUCUUUGGCCGAAUCCGCUGCAGUACUUUUUGGUGCCAGAAAUGGAUGAAAAUGCUGGAGUUUCCGGUGACGACGACAAUUUUGAUGAUAUUUUCGAGGAAGCCGAUGAUGCUGGAGAAGAUAAUGAGGACUGA